Messenger RNA from Auxenochlorella protothecoides, 1134 nucleotides. RefSeq names its product 6-aminohexanoate-dimer hydrolase. NCBI's taxonomy places the organism in Eukaryota, Viridiplantae, Chlorophyta, Trebouxiophyceae, Chlorellales, Chlorellaceae. The transcript has a single exon. The coding region runs from base 1 to 1134 and encodes 377 amino acids. The record is from RefSeq and is a predicted model, not a curated record.
AUGUUCUUCCCGACCUGGCACUACACACACGAUACCGUCAAUCAGUUCUGCGCCCUGCAGACCGUCGCGCGGGGCCCGCAGGCGCACACCUGGGCCACGGCGCCCGCCGACCUCUCGCAUGUCGCCUGGCCGCAGGAUGCCAGCCUCGAGACGUUCCUCGCCCAGCAGCAGGUCGAUGGCUUCGCCCUGGUGCACCAAGGGGCCCUGGUGCACGAGAGCUACCUGUCAGGCACCCGGCCGUCGACGCGCCAUAGUCUUGCGUCCAUCACCCGCAGCCUCACCGGCAUGACCGCCGGCAUCCUGGUGGACCGGGGGAUGCUGGACCUCACCUCACCCUUGGAGACCUGGAUGCCGCAGGUAUGCGGCUCCGGGUAUGAAGGGGUGACCGUCCGUCAGCUGCUGGACAUGCGCUCAGGCGUCAACUCCAGCGCGAUUGGCGCGCUGCAGUCCAUGCACCUCAUCGCUGCAUUGCCGUGGCAGACCCGCCACGACGGGCUGCAUGCCUGGUCGCACAGCCUCAAGCGCGCCGAGGGCUGCGAGGGGCCUGGUCCCUGGCCCUUCGAGUACCGGACCGGCGACUCCGAGAUCUUGGGACAGCUGUGCGAGCACGUGACCGCCACCAGCAUGGCCACGCUCUGGUCGACGCUGCUCUGGCAGCCCCUGGGGGCUGCGCACGACGCCAGCGUGAUGGUAGACGGCCAUAACCAUGCCCUGUUUGGUGGUGGCCUCGCGAUGACCCUGCGAGACACCGCGCUGUUGGCGCGCAUGAUCUUGCGCGGCGGCACGGCGCACGACGGCGGCCCCGCCAUCCUUCCCAGGGCGUACAUUGACGAUAUGUUUCACGGCGACGCGGACACCCGCGCGGCCUUUCCCGGCACCAUGUUAGACCUGCCGCUGCCAGGCGGCAUGUACCGCAACCAGAGCUGGAGCCUGCAGUCCGCCCCCCCAAUCACGCUGCUCCUGGGCGCCGGCGGCCAGCUGGUGUACCUCGACCCCUCGGCUGACUUUGCUGCCAUCGUUACCUCGCACUGGGGCAAACCGUACGACACAACCCGCAUGGCCGCCUGGCUGGACGUACUGCCGCGUAUCAGCGCCGCCGUUGCCAGCGAGCCCUCGGCCCGAGCGCUCGGCUGA